This is a messenger RNA of Melampsora larici-populina 98AG31, 342 nucleotides long. RefSeq lists its product as uncharacterized. The coding region runs from base 1 to 342 and encodes 113 amino acids. Lineage: Eukaryota; Fungi; Basidiomycota; Pucciniomycetes; Pucciniales; Melampsoraceae. The record is from RefSeq and is a predicted model, not a curated record. The transcript is spliced from 4 exons.
AUGUCAAAAACCAGCGUUGGUGUAGUAACUGGGUUGAUAGUUGUCAAGUUAGAUUGGAGUCCAAAGGCGCGGAUGGAUCCAAUGGGGUCGAACGGUGUUGAUGCUAACCACGGAAAUGAUAAACUCCAUAAAUCGUUCAUCAGUGCGUGGGGGAAGUGGGGCGAAAGCGCAGUGGUGAGGAAAGGCAAGAUUGUUGGCCCCCGUUUUGGUGUGAGACACAAGGAAACACCGGCACUACGUUGGACCUCGGAGGCUAGGGAGAAGAAUCGAACAAAGUCGGUGAUAUCGGCAUGCCUCCGUGUGGAGAGCCUCGAAGCCGGCAGCCAAGGGAAUUUGGAAUGA